AUGUCGCCGUCGGUGCAAAACAGUCACUUCAAACUGCUCCAGCAGUUCAAACCAGACUACUCGCCGAGCGAGUUCACCCAGUAUGAAUCACAGCGCACCGGCAUGAGGGUGGUCGUCAUCGACCAGCCCGGUCCUAAGGUGAAUGGCUACUUUGUGCUUGCCACUGAGAUCCACGAUGACUCCGGUGCCCCUCACACCCUGGAGCACCUGUGCUUCAUGGGAUCCCGUAACUACCGCUACAAGGGAUUCCUGGACAAGUUGGCUACCCGUGUAUACUCCAGUACCAACGCCUGGACAGCUACGGAUCACACGGCCUAUACGCUGGAUACCGCAGGCUGGGAAGGCUUUGCGCGUAUCCUGCCAGUCUACCUUGAGCAUGUCAUUGCUCCCACUUUGACCGACGAAGGUUGCUAUACCGAAGUUUUCCAUGUCGAUGGCACUGGAAAUGAUGCCGGUGUUGUGUACUCCGAGAUGCAGGGCGUGCAGAACAAUGCAGCUGAAUUAAUUGACCUGGCGGCCCGGCGGUUGACUUAUCCGGAGGGUAAUGGCUUCCGUUACGAGACUGGAGGCAUGAUGGAACAGCUGCGUGUCUUGUCUGCGGAGCGGAUUCGCGAGUUCCAUCGCGAGAUGUAUCAGCCCAAGAACCUAUGCCUGAUCAUUACCGGAGAAGUCGAUCAGAAGAACAUGCUCGAUAUUCUGGACAAAUUCGAAGACACAAUCUUGGAUGUUAUUCCUAGCCCAGAGGCGCCUUUCAAGAGACCUUGGGUGGACUCCGUACAGGCUCCUUAUCUGGAGAAGUCAGUUAUCAAGAAAGUUGAAUUCCCCGAGGAGGAUGAAGACUUUGGUGAAAUCGAGAUCCGAUUCAUGGGACCUGAUUGCACCGACCCUAUUCAAUCCGGAGCUCUCAAUGUAUCUCUCUUGUAUCUCGCCGGCUCAUCCGCUGCUCUUUUGGAGAACAUCAUUGUUGAGAAAGAGCAGCUCGCUAGUGCCGUGUACUAUGCGACUGAGGACCAUCCCAGCAUGGAGAUUCGUUUCACUCUGACCAGUGUCGAGACAGCAAAACUAGAAAAGGUUGAGAAGAGAUUCUUUGAGAUUCUCCAAGAUGCCAUGAGCAAAGAUUUGGAUAUGAAAUAUCUCAAAGAGUGCAUUGAUCGUCAGCGCCGGACCUGGAAGUUCUCAACAGAGACCUCUGCCUCCUCGUUCGCAGAGUACGUCAUCUCUGACUUCCUGUUUGGAAAGCGAGAUGGCUCGACCAUGAUGGAUGUUGCAUCCCUCAAGGAGUAUGACACUCUGGAGACCUGGUCUCAGGACCAGUGGCGUGAUUUCAUCAAGAAAUGGAUCUCCGAUGCGGCCCAUGUUACCAUCUUAGGUGUGCCGUCCCACAAGAUGUCCGAGACAUUGAAGAAGGACGAGGAGGCCCGAGUCGCAGCGCAGAAGGAGCGUCUUGGCGAGAAGGGCCUCAAGGAGCUUGCUGAUAAGCUCGAAAAGGCCAAGGCAGAGAACGACAAGGAGAUUCCUCAGGAGCUCUUGGAGAAGUUUGCUAUCCCUGGAACUGAGUCUAUCCACUUCAUGGAUACGACAACAGCUCGCUCGGGUGCUGCCUUGAAGGCUGGACGUCCUGACAACAAGAUCCAACAGGUCGUCGAUGCCGACAAGUCUGACCAAUCCCUCUUCAUCCACUUCGAGCACACCCCCAGCAGCUUCGUUCAGCUGGCGGUCCUUAUCUCUGCUGACUCCGUGCCCGUUCAACUGCGUCCCUUGCUAUCCAUCUACACCGAAGCGUUCUUCAACGUUCCCGUCCAGCGUGAUGGCAAGACAAUCGACUUUGAGCAAGUCGUGGUCCAGCUGGAGAGAGACACUGUUGGAUACUCGAUGGAAAAUGCCCGCGGUCUUGGAAACUCAGAGAUGCUCCGCGUGUCCUUCCAAGUCGAGCUGGAGAAGUACGAGAACGCCAUUGCCUGGCUGAAGGAGCUGUCCUGGAAGUCUAUCUUCGACGUGGAGAGACUUCGUGCCAUCAACACCCGCCUGUUGGCCGACGUGCCCGACUCCAAGCGCAGCGGCGAUGACAUGCUCGCCGCAGCCCAUGUGAUGGUUCACUACGCCCAGGAAUCAAUUGUCCGCGCUCGUUCCACUCUCGUCAAGGCUCGCUACCUCAAGCGCAUCAAGCGCCUGCUCGCUGAAAAUCCCGAAGAGGUCGUAGCCCGCAUGGAGGAGAUCCGCACUUCUCUCUUCCAGCCCGACAACGUCCGUGUCAUUGUCAUUGCCGACCUCGAGAAGCUCAAGAACCCCGUUUCGGCCUGGAAGUCCUUUGCCGAAACCCUGGGCACCAGCACUGACCUGCGACCCAUCACCGUCCGACGCGAGCGGUUGAGCGACGCAGGCAAGAACAUCGGUGGCAAGUCCUACAUCGUCCCCAUGCCAACGGUCGACUCGUCCUUUGCCUACGCCACCGGCCGUGGUCUGGACUCGUACGACCACCCGAAGCUGCCCGCCCUGUUGGUUGCAAUCUCGUACAUGAACGCCGUCGAAGGUCCCCUGUGGGUUGCAGUUCGUGGCACUGGUCUGGCAUACGGCACCAACUUCAGCUACAACAUCGAUACUGGCUUUGUCAACUUUGAUGUGUACCGGUCUCCCAAUGCCCACAAGGCCUUCGAGUCCAGCAAGCAGAUUGUCGAAGACCAUCUUUCUGGUGCUACGCCUUUCGAUCCGCUUAUGCUCGAGGGUGCCAUUAGCAGCAUUGUGGUUAACUUUGCCAAUGAGCAGAUGACUGCUGCUAGUGCUGCUCAGGGCAGUUUCAUUCGCCAGGUCGUGCGUAACUUGCCUAGUGACUACAAGGAGAAGAUGCUUAAGAAUGUGCGCGGUAUCACCCUCGAUGAGAUCAAGGGUGCUCUUCGUGAGAUCAUUCUGCCACUGUUUGCUCCUAAGACGGCCAACUUGGUUGUCACCUGCGCGACUGUCUUGGAAGAGACUAUCAAGCAGGGCUUCGAAACCUCAGGCUUCACUCCUACUGUUCAACCUCUGAAGGAAUUCGAGGAUGACUAUGGUCUGAAGGCUGGCGAUGAGGAAGAGGAAGACGAAGAUGACGAAGAUGAUGAAGACAGCGAGGAAGGCAGUGAGGAUGAGGAGUGA
Molecule: messenger RNA, 3129 nt
Organism: Penicillium arizonense
Lineage: Eukaryota; Fungi; Ascomycota; Eurotiomycetes; Eurotiales; Aspergillaceae
Product: putative zinc metalloprotease
Exons: 3
Coding region: 1-3129 (1042 amino acids)
Molecular function (GO): metal ion binding
Source: RefSeq, a predicted model, not a curated record